Molecule: messenger RNA, 1957 nt
Organism: Notothenia coriiceps (black rockcod)
Lineage: Eukaryota; Metazoa; Chordata; Actinopteri; Perciformes; Nototheniidae
Gene: cerk
Product: ceramide kinase
Exons: 16
Coding region: 68-1957 (629 amino acids)
Biological process (GO): ceramide metabolic process; phosphorylation
Molecular function (GO): ceramide kinase activity
Source: RefSeq, a predicted model, not a curated record
GAGCAGCGGUCUGUGGACAGGCUGUAACAAAGUUAACAUGGUAUAUCAUCGGACGAGAGCGUAACUAAUGACACGUUUAAGCGAUAUUAUGGAGACUCAAGACAGACUACUGUUUUCGAAGCUUUUUCACAAGCAUAGACAGGUAGAAGUUACUUUAAACCGCAGUGUUUUGGCUUGGAAGGAAACUGAGAAGAUCCGAAAACGAAGCUCUGGCAUCAGCAACAGUGCUGAAACAGCACACAUCCAUGCUCUGCAAGUGUGUGAGAUAGUGGCUGUCCACACCAAAGAUGAUGAGCAAGACAAAAAAGAGACCAGAAGGAGUCGGGUGGAAGCAAAGCAGACCUCCCAGCUGCAUCCCCAUGCUUUCACAGUUUCCUACGUCAGAAGAACAAGGCAGCACCAGUGGCGCUGCAGUGAAGUGACUUUCCACUCUGCCAACCAGGCACUCAGCGAGCAGUGGAUCAAAGUUAUCAAUGAGCAACUGGCAUUACUCACCCACCGACCGAAGAGCCUUCUGGUGUACAUCAAUCCGUACGGGGGAAAGCGGCGUGGGAAGCGUAUUUACGAGCAGAAGGUGGCCCCACUCUUUGGCCGUGCCUGCAUCUCAACCGACGUGAUUGUUACAGAGCGAGCCAAUCAUGCCAGGGACCACUUGAAAACGGAUGCCAAUCUAGAUAAAUAUGACGGGGUGGUGUGUGUGGGUGGAGAUGGGAUGUUCAGUGAGAUCCUGCACGGAUUAAUCAGCAGGACCCAAACAGACAACGGCGUGGAUCCGAACCAACCGGAUGCUGAGUUGGUACCGUGUUCUAUGCACUUCGGGAUCAUUCCUGCUGGGUCCACUGAUUGUAUCUGCUUUGCCACAGUGGGAACCAACGAUCCAGUUACUUCUGCUUUACACAUCAUUCUGGGUGAUUCCCAGCCGAUGGACGUGUGCUCAGUUCACCACAACGACAGCUUUCUCAGAUACUCUGUCUCGUUGCUUGGAUACGGUUUCUAUGGUGAUGUACUGAAAGACAGCGAAAGGAAGAGAUGGAUGGGUCCUGCUAGAUAUGACCUGUCAGGUGUGAAAACCUUUCUGAGUCACAACUACUAUGAAGGCUCCAUCUCUUUCCUCCCCGCUGAGAACAACAUGGGGGAUCCCAGAGACAAGCUGCAGUGUCGAUCCGGGUGCAGCGUCUGUCAGCAUAAGCCCUCAUCAAAGGACAUGCAGUGGGAGAUGUCAGAGGAGAAGGAAAAGUCUGAUAAAGUUGGUGGUUGGAGGACUAUCCGUGGAAAGUUCAUUGCAAUAAAUGCGGCCAGUAUGAGCUGCGCGUGUCCCCGCAGUCCAAAUGGUCUGUCGCCCUCCGCCCACCUCGCUGACGGCACCACAGACCUCAUCCUGGUCAGGAAGUGCUCCCGUCUGGACUUCCUCACGCAUCUCCUUCGACACACCAACAAAGAAGACCAGCCAGCCCCUCGCCGCCUCCGGGAGAGUCGGAAAAACUUCCCCAACCCCAACUUUGUGACAAAGGAGCUACGGAAACUCAGCUGGUCUGGAAUCCCACGACAAGUCCGACCCAUAACGUGGAAGCUCCUUUCGGGUUACCUACCAGCCAACGCAGAGAGAAGAGAGAGCGUCCUACAGAGAAAGAGACAAGAAUACUUCGGCUUCAUCCAGCAGUACUACGACUCGCGCAAUGACGAACACCAUCAGGACACGUACAGACAGAUCCAAAUAGACAUUCCUAGGAUGAGUCCUGAGUCUUUGGUGCUGCAGCCAAAGGUGACAGAGAUUUUUGAGCGGAUACUUUUCAUCUGGGCCAUCCGCCAUCCAGCCAGCGGCUACGUGCAAGGCAUCAACGACCUGGUCACGCCGUUCUUCGUCGUCUACGUGUUUGAGUACAUCGGUAAGUGCCAUCUCUCAACCCUUUCCUUUUCACUUCAAGACUUCCUAAUCUUUGGUUUGAUAUGCCAUUGA